AUGUUUCCUGUUCGUAUCGUUACCCAACUCCUCUGUAACAAACCUCAUACGGAGGAGAAGAUGGAGAAGAGUCAGAAGGAGUGUCCACUUGAAAAGAGUGAAGAUUAUAAUCAGAAAUAUAGACCAUGGGCGACUGAUUUUCAGCUUAAUGGCACCAAUACCUUAACCGUCCACAAGCCUGCACAUCUCUGCUCGACUGACUCUGAUGAUG
Messenger RNA from Perkinsus marinus ATCC 50983, 211 nucleotides. RefSeq lists its product as hypothetical. The transcript has a single exon. NCBI's taxonomy places the organism in Eukaryota, Perkinsozoa, Perkinsida, Perkinsidae. The record is from RefSeq and is a predicted model, not a curated record. The annotation marks the transcript as partial.